AUGGCUCUGGACUCGCUACUCUAUUGGAGGCACAAAGAUGAUCAGCACAACCUUUGGCGGCCGGUGCCAGGCCAAAGCGCAACUCUGUAUCGCGACAAUCUACCCAACAUCGUCAAGCGGAUGGACGUCGAGGCUACGGUAGUCGAUGCCGCUCCUUUCAUCACGGUCGUGGGAGCUGCCACGCACGUUUCGCAGCUCCACUCCUUUGGUUUCACCACCUCGGCAUCUUUGUUCAAGAACGUCAAGACCCUGACGGCACUGCAUCGCGCGACCUUGUUCGUCACGCCGGUCGUCUUGGCUUGUCAGGCGGCCGGAUUCAAUUACCGCGCCUAUAUCCCUCGCUGGGCGCAUGCCCGAGAGGUGCAACGCGAUGAGGAGAUCGUGCGGCAGCACAUCGAUGCUGGCAUGGCUCUGGGCGCCGCCAGCUGGCUUUUGCGCCUCUCCUUUAAGCUCGGCGCGAGAUAUUGGGCACCUAUCGACAUUCUCGCCGGAGGCGCGCUUGCCGAUGUGAUGCAGCGAGAGUACCUCCGCGCACAUGCCUUCUAA
This is a messenger RNA of Dissoconium aciculare CBS 342.82, 546 nucleotides long. RefSeq lists its product as uncharacterized. Bases 1 to 546 code for a protein of 181 amino acids. The record is from RefSeq and is a predicted model, not a curated record. NCBI's taxonomy places the organism in Eukaryota, Fungi, Ascomycota, Dothideomycetes, Mycosphaerellales, Dissoconiaceae. The transcript has a single exon.